GCGGGGUUGGAGGACUUGAGAAGGAGCGAAGAUGGCGGAGUGAGGCCCUUUGCGGCCAACUGGCCUCUGGGCCGGGGGCGACGGGCCCCCGGGAGGCCGAGUGCAUCUGUUGGACUGUGUGAGGUUCUUUAUUGCGGGAAGGACAUUUUCCUUGACCUUUAGGUGCUUUUAUCUUCAUCUUGAAAACAAAAUUCUGAACUCAGGACUUGGCAAGUGUUAGAGUAGGAACAAUCAAGAAUGCCUGAUCUGCCCUACCCCUGCCAAUCCUCUUCCCAGAGAAGACCCCAAGAGAGGUUCAAGGAACAACAAGUAGAAAAUAAGGCGGACAAGUUGUUAAAAGCCCUGAAAGCCCACCUUAAACACGAAGCAAGAAAAGAAAAUGAGAAUCAGAAUGAAAGUCAAACUUCUGCAUCCUCUUGUGAUGAGAAUGAGAUACAGAUUAGCAGCCAGGAACAAGCUGAGAGAGAGCUGGUUAGCCAUGUCACCAAAACGAGGAGAAGGCACAAGGCAGUCCAUGGGAACCCUGACUCCCAGGUAAACAAUCAAGAAAAGCAGGAAAACGAGGAUCUCAGAACGACUACAACAGUUCCUUCUCUUCCAGAUGAGAGCCAAGAAGAUGAGAGUGCAGUUUCCUCAGGAAAAAGUGGAAUAAAUGAUUUAGGCAAUAAAAACUUAAAGGUACCCUCUGAAAAAAAGAAGUCUCUCUAUGCAGAUGGAUUUUCCAAACCUGGAAAAAAGAAAAGAAUUGCAACCACUACUCCAAACUUUAAGAAGUUUCAUGAGGCUCGUUUUAAGGAGAUGGAGUCCAUUGAUCAAUAUAUUGAAAGAAAAAAGAAACAUUUUGAAGAACACAAUUUGUUUAAUGAACUGAAGAAGCAUGCUGUCGAUAAGGGAGGAGUAGUGACUCCAGUUCCUCUAAGAGGAAGACUUUCCGUGGCUUAUACUCCCAUCAGCCAGCAGCGCUCACAAGGCAGGUCUCGCAGCCCUGCAAGGCAGAGCACCCUGAGUCUCAAGGGGUCAGUCAAGCGCUCUGCUCUCUCUGCAACUAAAAUAAGUGUCAGGUUUUCAGCUGCUACUAAAGAUAAUGAGCAUAAGCGUUCACUGACCAAGACUCCCGCCAGAAAGUCUCCACAUGUGACCAUAUCUGGAAGUACCCCAAAAGGCCAAGCUGUGCUCAGGACACACAAGUUAAAGACUACCAAGGGGAAUUCUGCUACUGUUAUUUCCCCAUUCAUGUUGACAACUACAGCAACACAGACUCCAGUCUCCAAUAAGAAACCAGUAUUUGAUCUCAAAGCAAGUUUGUCUCGUCCCCUCAACUAUGAGCCUCACAAAGGAAAGCUGAAACCAUGGGGGCAAUCUAAAGAAAAUAAUUCUCUGAAUGAACAUGUAAAUAGAGUUAGUUUCCAUAAGAAAACUUACAAACAACCUCAUCUCCAGACCAGGGAAGAGCAACGGAAAAAACACGAGGAAGAACGAAAGGAGAAGAAAGCAAAGGUCUUGGGAGCUCGAAGGGGCCUCAUUAUGGCUGAAGAUUAAUAAUUUCUUAACAUCCUGUAAAUACUACUUUAUUCUGAACCCUUUUUCCUUCUGUAAAUAUUUUUAUACUGUCUUCCCCACUUCAGUCAGAUCUUUUUCUGCUGUUGACUUUGUUCAUGAUCUGUGUAGUAUCCUUGCUUCCUUCGUGUGCCACAUCUCUGAAAAGACAUUAUCACCUUAAAGCUCACAAAUUCUUUGAAAUGGUUUUUACGUAAGUCCCUAUACAAUUCAGUUUUCUAAUUAGACCCAUCUUAGAGGUUUUUAACCUAGAUUUUUUAAUGUCAAGUUCCCUGUGCUGGUUCUAAUAUUAACAACUGCAGCCCUCUUCUAGGCUAAAUGGCAUUUACCUGAUGGCAGCUUAGUUAUAUCAUAAGUUUUGGUAGAACUUGAAUAAGAGGAAUAGGGUAAGCCAGGAUAGAAAGGCCACCUCUUCAUCCUCUAGAGAAUCUAGUAAUCUUAAUAAAAAUGAUUUGGUUAUGGCAUCCAUGUUUUACCUACGUGAAAAAUGUUUUGUUUUGCUUAUGCUUAUAUGCAUCUUUGUUCACAUUACUUCAUGUAAUUGUCAUCUGUCACUAUAUUUUUAAAAACAAAGCUCUACAGCUCACUGUAGCUUUGCUUAUUUAAAAAUAAAAACUGCAGGGCCCUAUCAAAAUUUGAGGAUUACUGCUUUAAGGAUUACUAUGCUCUAUCAAAUUUACACCUUAUUCAUUUUAUGGAAAAGACUAGUUGCUUAGCAUCAUAUCCAUGUUCACUGCACCUAAGUAGAGCUUCUCAGUUUUGUACUACUCAAGAUUUUCAUAAAUAAAAUUUUUUCUCCGUG
Molecule: messenger RNA, 2359 nt
Organism: Galeopterus variegatus (Sunda flying lemur)
Lineage: Eukaryota; Metazoa; Chordata; Mammalia; Dermoptera; Cynocephalidae
Gene: NUSAP1
Product: nucleolar and spindle associated protein 1
Exons: 13
Coding region: 238-1539 (433 amino acids)
Biological process (GO): mitotic chromosome condensation; mitotic cytokinesis; establishment of mitotic spindle localization
Cellular component (GO): mitotic spindle; microtubule; nucleolus
Molecular function (GO): microtubule binding
Source: RefSeq, a predicted model, not a curated record